AUGGCACAGACCCGACUCCUCGCCGACAAGGUUGCCGCCAUCACGGGGGGCGUGACGGGCAUCGGCCGCGCCAUCGCGCUCGAGUACCUGCGCCAGGGCGCCCACGUCGCCGUCAACCACCUCGGCGACGACGCGUCGGCGCGGCAGUUUGAGGAGAUGCAGAAGGAGGCGGAGGCGGCGGCGGCGGCGACCGUCACCGGCGCCGGCAGCGGCAACGGCAACGACCGCCGCCGCCUCAUCGCCGUGCCUGGAGACAUUUCCAAGCCCGAGACGGCCCGGCGGCUGGUCGAGCGGACGGUGGAUGAGUUUGGCCGGUUGGACGUGUUCGUCAGCAAUGCCGGCGUGUGUCGGUUUGCUGAUUUCUUGGACCUCGACACCGAACACUGGAACUUCACGCUCAACACCAACCUCGGCGGCGCCUUCCACGCCACGCAAGCCGCGGCGCGGCAGAUGGCAUCCCAGGGCCACGGCGGCUCCAUCAUCGGCGUCUCGUCCAUCUCCGCGCUCGUCGGCGGCGGCCGCCAGGCGCACUACACGCCGACGAAAGCCGGCGUGCUCAGCCUGAUGCAGUCGUGCGCCUGCGCGCUGGGGCCCCACGGCAUCCGCUGCAACGCGCUGCUGCCGGGGACCAUCCGCACCCAGCUCAACGACGAGGACCUGGCCGACCCCGAGAAGCGGCGGUACAUGGAGGGCCGGAUCCCGCUGGGGAGGACGGGCGAGCCCGCCGAUUUGGCGGGCCCGGCUGUGUUUUUGGCGAGCGAUUUGAGUCGUUAUGUGAAUGGCGCGCAGUUGCUUGUGGAUGGAGGGUUGUUUGUGAAUCUUCAGUAG
Messenger RNA from Diplodia corticola, 828 nucleotides. RefSeq names its product short-chain dehydrogenase. The transcript is spliced from 3 exons. Bases 1 to 828 code for a protein of 275 amino acids. The record is from RefSeq and is a predicted model, not a curated record. NCBI's taxonomy places the organism in Eukaryota, Fungi, Ascomycota, Dothideomycetes, Botryosphaeriales, Botryosphaeriaceae. Gene Ontology annotation, molecular function: oxidoreductase activity, acting on the CH-OH group of donors, NAD or NADP as acceptor.